Adineta ricciae is the source of this 603-nucleotide messenger RNA. The record is from the annotation of a GenBank genome assembly. NCBI's taxonomy places the organism in Eukaryota, Metazoa, Rotifera, Eurotatoria, Adinetida, Adinetidae.
AUGGCCUAUUCAACUGGUGCUACCACCUCACGACCAGGUGAGACAGCUCGUACAAUUGAGUUUGAAUUACAAAAGAAUGGCCCAUACAUCUUGGCUGGUCUCGGUGUUAGCGGUGGUCUCCUUCUAUUAGCUAACCGCAAUAUUCCUGCCAUUGGUAUUCCUAUCCUUUCGUCGGCUGCCGAUCGUGUUGCUUAUGCUCUCCGAUGGACUGGUCUUGAAGGACUCUCCAUGGUUACAGCCGUUUGGUGUGUGAUCGGUGUUCGUGCUAAAUAUGGAAUUGAACCAGCAUCAUCCGAAGGAAAUCAUCAUUUACAAAUCACUCAACGAAUUUUAACAAAUACAACCGAAUCAUUCUUGGCUUUCACUGCAGCUAAAUUAGCUUUAGCUUCAGUUCUCGAAUCCAAUAAUCUUCGUAUUAUUCCAGCUCUCUCCGGCCUCUUCAUUCUCGGCCGUUACACAUUUGAUGCUGCUAUUAAUCAUCCAGCACGUACAUUUGGUUAUACAAUCAAUGCAGUUGCUACAUUUACUGCCUAUGGUCUAUUUCUUUACAAGCUUUUCUCCAGUGGUCUUCAUGCUAAUCUUCUUCCAUUUUCACUCCGUUAA